GGAGGAGAGUGGGGGAGAGGAUGCUGCUUGGAUGGAUGCUGAGCGCUCCAACGCUGUCUUUCUGAAGCAGGUCACACACGGGCAAAAAACAAAGAACACCACAUCUGUCCCACCGCCUCAGCCGCAGUCUUGGGGUUCAUGCCACUAAUGAUGUCGUUCUGGUGUGCGCGCUACAUGUCAGCAGGACUGCGUGAAUGAUGAGCAUUUCCGGGGGUGCGCUCGGAGAGGACCUUACAGAUGAGGAGAAGGAGAUCAUCAACAGCGUACUGGCUCGUGCUGCUAUGAUGGAGUCCAUGGAGCAGCAGCGGAUUGAGCGUCUGUCCAGUCGCCUGGAUAAUAUCAAGAAGACAGCAUGUGGUGAUGGACAGUCUCAUUGCCUGCUGUGCGGGGCGUCCUUCGGAGCACAGGGGGUCACAGCUGUCCUCUGCGCGCAGUGCAAGAAGCACAUGUGCAGCAAAUGUGGGAUUUGGAUUAACAGCAGGACUUGUCCAAUGUGGCUUUGCCAGAUCUGCAAUGAACAGCAAGAGAUACAGAAACGUUCAGGGGCCUGGUUUUACAAGGGGAGAGAUCAACAGGGGCUGCCCUCCCCCCUGCCCCUUUCCAGACCUCAGCAGUCCAACACAGAAGAUAAAACCGGUCAAGCAGGACACAGUCGGUCACAGGGACAGAGACAUCAGACUGAUGAGCCACGGCAGAAGCAGUCCUAUGCAUCAGAACAAUGCGAGCAGACAGCAAGAACAACAGCUGACAGCUGUAAUGAGACUCAUUCUACUCAGGCAGCUGUAAUGAAGACAGAAAGACAUGUGUUGGGUUCCAAAGCACCUCAGGCAAACACGCAGCAGACGGCCCCCACCUCAGGAGUAGGUGUGGAAAACAAACAUCCAGAGAGAGCAUGGACAAUGUCCUCUCCAGCUGUUGAGGCAACACUGCAACCCGUUGUCUCCAGCUCAGUUUCAUCUCACAUACCUGUAACCAAGAUUACACCACCUGUGAAUCCACCCUCCAACAAUGCCACUCCUCAGAGACCCCCUCCAGAUCACAUGGACGAUGACAGCAAUGACUAUGAUUCAGAUGAUGCCACCACACUGGGAUCUCUAGAGUUCAGCCUCCUUUAUGAACACGAGAAUCAUGCCCUACACUGCUGCAUCAUUAAAGCUAAGGGUUUGAAAGCAAUGGAUUCUAAUGGACUCGCAGAUCCAUAUGUUAAGCUACAUUUGCUACCUGGAGCCAGUAAGUCCAACAAGCUCCGCACCAAGACACUUAAAAACACCCUAAAUCCUGUGUGGAACGAAACACUAAUCUACCACGGCAUCACUGAUGAGGAAAUGCAACGCAAAACCCUCAGGCUUUCAGUGAGCGAUGAGGACAAGUUUGGACACAAUGAAUUCAUUGGAGAGACACGGGUUGCCCUAAAGAAACUGAAGUUUGACCAGAAAAAGAAUUUCAGUGUUUGUUUGGAGAGAGUGAUCCCGGUGAAGAAGGCUGUUGGAGGAUCAAUUCGAGGCAUGGCACUCUAUGAGGAUGAUGUGAAUGAAGGCGAGGACUCAGAGGAGAGGGGCCGCAUCCUGAUAUCACUGACGUACAACAGUCAACAGAGUCGUCUGAUAGUGGGUGUGGUCCGCUGUGCUCACCUGGCUGCCAUGGACUCCAACGGGUACUCGGAUCCCUUCGUCAAAAUAUGCCUGAGGCCAGACAUGGGAAAGAAGGCCAAAAACAAGACGCAGAUAAAAAAGAAGACCCUUAACCCAGAGUUUAACGAGGAGUUCAGUUAUGAAAUCAAGCAUGCCGAUCUCGCCAAGAAAACACUUGACGUAUCAGUCUGGGACUAUGACAUGGGCAAAUCCAACGAUUUCAUCGGGGGAUGUCAGCUAGGAAUCCAGGCUAAAGGAGAGUGUUUGAAACAUUGGUACGAAUGCCUCAAGAACAAAGACAAGAAGAUUGAGCGCUGGCAUGUUCUGCUUAACGACAACACCGUCCAGUUUGAGGAUUAAAUUAUCCAUAAAUUACUCAAUUAUCUGCUACUUUAUUUCAUUAUUUCCCCACUAAAUGUUGUUUUUCUGUUUAUACACGUAGACAAAUUCCUUCCUAUGUUUUGAUGUAGUUUUCCCAGAAGUACAAUGUGAAUUUUCAUUUUCUUGUGACAAACAUGGAUGUCGAUCUAAAGUAACCCCACCUACCCCUCCACCCCUCCUAAAGUAAUCCAGGAAGCGUAUCAUAUCAUGUAUCCUGUAUAUGAUAAAUGAGCCUCUGAACUCAUUGUUUAUCAUAAUUCAUGGGGAAGAUAAAGUUUUUGUUACCGCUGUUAUCAGGUGAGAAUGUUGUAUUGAAGUGUGCACAGAUCCUCAGACUCAACAGAGGGAUUUCCCGGUUGACUUCUUCUCACCCCAUUAUGUCACUCUAGUGGCCACGUCAUUGCUGGGUGAAGAGGUCAGCUUUCCUGAUAUAUCUAAUCAUAUCGUAUCAGUGGAUGUGUAAUGUUAUUCUGGUGUGUAAGUCAUCCAAAACAAACAAAUGUGUGUGUGUGUGUGUGUGUGUGUGUGUGUGUGUGUGUAUAUAUAUAUAUAU
Messenger RNA from Fundulus heteroclitus (mummichog), 2565 nucleotides. RefSeq names its product rabphilin 3A homolog (mouse), a (gene rph3aa). The transcript has 16 exons. Gene Ontology annotation, biological process: intracellular protein transport. The record is from RefSeq and is a predicted model, not a curated record. NCBI's taxonomy places the organism in Eukaryota, Metazoa, Chordata, Actinopteri, Cyprinodontiformes, Fundulidae. Gene Ontology annotation, cellular component: membrane. The coding region runs from base 195 to 1991 and encodes 598 amino acids. Gene Ontology annotation, molecular function: small GTPase binding.